This is a messenger RNA of Magnolia sinica, 798 nucleotides long. Its product is annotated as vacuolar iron transporter homolog 2-like. The transcript has 2 exons. Bases 1 to 798 code for a protein of 265 amino acids. NCBI's taxonomy places the organism in Eukaryota, Viridiplantae, Streptophyta, Magnoliopsida, Magnoliales, Magnoliaceae. Gene Ontology annotation, cellular component: membrane. The record is from RefSeq and is a predicted model, not a curated record. Gene Ontology annotation, molecular function: iron ion transmembrane transporter activity; manganese ion transmembrane transporter activity. Gene Ontology annotation, biological process: intracellular manganese ion homeostasis.
AUGCUAGGGCCUCUUUUCCGUACAAAGGCAUUUAGCGGCGUUUCUGUAGAAAUCUUACGGCGCUUUCCUGGGAGAAAAAGUGUUCAGAAACCACGUUUAACGGCGCUCGGAUUGACUUUUGGCGGCGUUUAUUCACGUCGGGAAAAAGCUACAUUAUCGGCGCUCAGACAAGCGCUGCAAGAAAUACAAAAACCCGCUUCUCCAACUCUACUCCCAGCACCAGCUCCUCCUCCUCCUUUCACCCUUGUGACCAUGCCACUCCCCGUACAAUCAUCCGAUGUCGAAAGGCAGGCAGCCAACACCAACAUCCACAACUCCGGGAGAGCGCAGAGGCUGAGAUUGGCUGUCCGAGGAGCCAACGAAGGGUUGGUGUCCACAGCCUUGCUGAUGAUGGGAAUUGGAGAUUUGAAAAGGGAGGAAACAGCCAUGAUCCUCUAUGUGUUUACUGGACUAGUUGCGGGUGCAAUUAACAUCUCCAUAAGAGAGUUCGUCUCUGUCUACCAUGAUAUAGAGGUGACCCAGAUGAAUAGCCCGAUGCAAACGGCGGCAGUGUCGGCUCACACCUUCUUCAUCGGUGGGAUGAUUCCACUGCUGACGGCAGCAUUUAUGAAGACACAUAAGGUGGUAGGGGUGGUGAUAGCAGUGACCUUGGCAUUAAUGCUCUUUGGAGGUCUUAGAGCCAAGUUGUGGAGAAAGCCAAUAGGGAGAUCUUGUUUGAUGGUAAUGGUGGAAGGUUGGUUUGCAAUGCUUAUGAAUUUUGGCUUAAUCAAGUUGUUUCAGUCUCUUUCUCUUGGGUAG